AUGAAAGUAGAUAGAUUGACUGCGGCGGUUAUCUAUUUGAGUACAGUGGGAGCUUCUCUUUCUGGGUAUCAAUCGAUAUUCAACACGCUUUUACCUUCAAGGCUUCAAGGAAAAGACGUAUUGGGGGUACAAUCUGCAGUGAAGAGUGCUACAGGGCAAUAUCUCUAUGCUGGUGAGUUUGAGACAGUUGAGGAGCUCGUGUUUGAGCUAUUUGGUGACGUUGAAGAGUUGAAAAGAUGGGAUCCAAACGGACAGAUAACGUUCACCGAUUAUUAUUAUCAAGAUGGUAUGACCAUGCCUGUGGAGGCGAUGGGCGAGCAGUUAGUAGCAGAGGUCUGGUUAGAACUUUGGAGGGUUUACAAGAAGUGCAAGAGGAUAUUCGAAAUUUUGGAGAAGUUAUCAGAAAAGGAUUAUGAAGCCGUAUAUGACUGUGUGUAUCCGGGUGGUGAAGAUGAAGAAGUGUAUGAGAACAUUGGUGAUUUGAACUGGGAUAUCAAGAGUUUUCAGCUUGAUGCUUUGAGCUUUGGAGACAAUGACACAGAUCGUAUACAGCUUUCCAAUGUGCCCUUGGUCGAUGAUCUCGAUCUUGCGGUACUCUAUUCCUCAGACCUUGGGACUUUUGAAUUUGAAGUGCCUGUGGAUUGGGGGUAUAACUUGCCCUCUAUCGAAUCAGAUGAUACGGUCAAUACUCAAUUGAUCAAACUACUCUUGAAGAUUCCUUUUAUUAUCGUCAAAGUUAUAGUACUUGUGAUUUGGAACUUGAUUGAGUUGAAAAAAUUAGUGGAGUUGGCUGAGGCAAAGGCCGUCUUAUGGAUCAUAAAGAUUUUGAUGAAGAUAUGCCAUAUAAUCAUGUUCAUUAAGGAUCAAAUUGUUUUUGAGCUAAAGGUUAUAGUUUGGACUUUCAAAACCAAGAAGCCGCUUAUCAAAGCCAUCCAAGUGCUCUUCCUCAUUAUCAAAAAGCUCAAUCAAUUGUUAUGGAUCGUUAAGGAUUUACUCUACAGAUACAAGUGGAAGAUUUACUGGAUCUUGAAAAGAGCCAAGAAGAAGUCAAUAUUUGUUGCUUUAUACCUUGAGAAAGUUGUGUAUGCAAAGUUGGAUCUCCCAACAAAGGAGGAGAAGCAGUUUCCAAAGUUUUUUGAUCCAAAGGAUGAGUACGUUGAUGGUGAUUAUUUCAAAGAGUUUGCACAUUAUCAGUAUAUCAAGCCUGGGAAUUAUAGGGAUUUCUCAGAUAUGAUAAGACGAUCAUUUCUCGUAGAGGAAGAUUUGGAAAUGGAUGAAAUUUGGGAACAAGUUAAAGAGGACGAGAGGGAUCAUUCAAAAGAUGGGAUAAUAUUUGAUUAUAAGGAGGAGUUUGGGUUCAACUCAGUACGGCUUGACUUGAAAAACAUCGACAAACAGUACAAAAAACCUGUAUUGACAAAGGACUUAAAGGACUGA
Messenger RNA from Williopsis jadinii, 1437 nucleotides. RefSeq lists its product as uncharacterized. Lineage: Eukaryota; Fungi; Ascomycota; Saccharomycetes; Phaffomycetales; Wickerhamomycetaceae. The record is from RefSeq and is a predicted model, not a curated record. The transcript has a single exon. The coding region runs from base 1 to 1437 and encodes 478 amino acids.